CGUAGAGGGCGGUGUUGAAAUUCACUGACGUCAAAGUAGAUUUUCCUGAUUUCAUGUUGUUCAACCGCUCUUAUUUUAUAGAAUGGACCAAGGUUUGUCGAAAAAGGAUAGCGUGAAUCUUACGGGGUUGUUGUGGGAUGAAGCCACUACCAAUAAAUCAUUUGAAUCCCUCACCCAGGCCUUCCAUGCAAGCUUCAACAAACAAGAGCACUUCAAGGUCGGAUCCUCACUGGUUCUACUGUUGAGCAGCCCUGACCUUUUACCCACACCCCCUCAGCGUCUCGCAGCUCUAUUCCUACUAUGGGAGAUGUACCGCUCAGAGGCCAUUGGGAACAACCCAUUCGCACCACUGUUCUCUCUUGUCUUGACCAGAAUGGAGGAUGACAAGAUCAGUGGACCUAUCCUGGUUGGACCGAUCGGCAAAUCAGAGAGAUACUUCCUCUCCCAGCUUAUCACCACAACUAACCCGCCUAGAGAGCUUUUCAAGAAAUCACCGCGUCAGAUUGUUGCUAUGGAUCCUGGUCCCAACGCCCCUCAUAUUGACAUUACAGGUCUUCAGCUAGCCCUAGCUGAACGCCAGUCAGAGCUCCCGAGUCUCAGCAAGGCAGGUCUCUCAUGCAUCAUGAACGAUCCUGAUCCUGAUGCCAGCUCGGUCUUUGACCCUCAAAUAGCCCAGCCUGUGGUGGAGGCCCUCAUCUGCGGGUCAAAGCCUCCCAUGGAAACGACCUUUACCCCCGAGUUUAUCCGUCUACCACCCCCGCUACACAUAUGUGAGGAUGAGUUAUUAUGGAUGAACCCUUCAGACGGCAACCAUACCAUUGCAUGGGACUCCACAAUGUGCCAGACCAACAGUGCUGGGCAGGAGGUUAAGAGACUCAUGGCCAAGGCCUUCAAAGAGACACUCAUGCUCCAACAACAGCAGCAGCUGCUUAGCGAACUGGAAAAAGAUCCCAAAUUGGUGUAUCACAUAGGAUUGACGCCUACAAAGCUACCAGGGUUGGUGGAGAGCAAUCCCCUGGUUGCCAUAGAGAUCUUGCUACGUUUGAUUCAGUCCAAUCAGAUCACGGAAUACUUCGCCGUCCUGGUCAAUAUGGAGAUGUCCCUUCACUCGAUGGAGGUCGUCAACAGACUCACAACGGCAGUAGACUUGCCCCAGGAGUUUGUUCAUCUUUACAUUUCCAACUGCAUCUCCACCUGUGAGACGAUCAAAGACAAGUCAAUGCAGAACAGACUGGUCAGGCUGGUGUGUGUUUUUCUACAGUCCCUAAUACGCAAUAAGAUCAUCAACGUCAAAGAUCUCUUUAUAGAGAUGCAAGCAUUCUGUAUUGAGUUCAGCCACAUCCGGGAGGCAGCAGGUCUGUUCAGAUUACUCAAGACGUUGGACAGCGAACAGCAGAAACAGUUUCAGCCGUCGUCAACAUCACCGCUCACAACACAGCAAGGGAACAAGAAAUGAUUAUCUCCGUAAAAUUUGGAAUUGUACUCUAGUCAUACCACUGAACCACCUCAGAUUGAUUCCAAACCGACGUGUUCUUGGCAGUUUUAUUUUACUGCAGUUGGUUGUCUGAUCUGUCGUCGGUCUCGUCAGUGUGAGUGCAAGAUCAUAACAGCAUUGGAUCAAUAUUUUUUAAGAAUAUUAAUAUUGGACAUUUUAAUAGUUUGCAUAUCCACCAUGCAAGAUGCUCAAAGUACCCCAAUAUUACCUUGGCUCUGCUACGCUAAUGCUUUCGGUGCUCACAGCAUUCUUUCUACCGGCAACCAUUUAACACCUGGGUGGAGAGUGGCAUAUGCAGAUUAAUAUCUUGUCAAAGGACAUUAGUACCACGGUGGGACUUGAAGCGCUAACCAUGUGAUUCACAGUCUGAAGACGUAUCCACUAGACUACGACACUUCUACAUUGCACCUCUAUACUACAAUGCAAUAACAGACUCAAGGGAACAAGAAAUGAUAAACUUUGGAAGUCCAGAAUAUAUGAGUAAUAAUUCGUCCCUAUUUUCACAAAGUGACAUUAGUGAGGAAAAUCGUCACGCAAAGUGAAUGCAAUUUUUUUUCACUACCGUCACUUCGUGAAAACAGCGACGAACUGCAGCUCUUAAUGGGUAAUGGUGCUUACAGUUCAAGAAAAGGCAUACAUUUUUUUCCCUUUCUAUUGGUUUUCUGACACUGGCUCCUGUGUCAGUGAAAAUCAACCCUACCGCAAGUUUACUUGGAUUCGAACCCAGGACCUCAUAGUUAUGAGACCACUGCUCUACAACUGAGCCAUCGCGGCUCCUCACUAACCCUUUACCUACCAUGAACAACACACCAGACCUGAAAGAAUAAGAUAUUUUAAAUAAUCAUUUCUCAAACUGGAGUAAUUUUUCCUGGGAUUUCAACUACCCUUAUUGUACACACUUGAAUGCAGUUUUGUGGUACAUUUUUGGGGGUGUGGACAUUUUUACAUGUAUUCUAAAAUAUUUGUACAGAUACACAUGUAUUUGGAAUAUGACUUCAAUUUAACUGUAAUCCAUUUUAUGUGAUAUAGCUACUAUUAGCUAUUAACAUAUUCCUCCAAUUGUGUAUUAAAAGAUAAGAAAGACUCACAGAAUAUUUUGCAUUUUUAACAAUACUGUACCUUUUCUUCAAUACCCUUAUUGAGGUCAAUCACUCCCAGCUCCAUACAUUUUUAAUAUAGCCCCAUUUCUGUAUGAUUUAUGUUUUCUGCACCAAGAAUGUGUCAGCUUUGAAUUGGCAAACCUACAAUCAGAGCUUUGUAAAUAUGUAUGUGUAUAUUACUUGGUAAUAAAAGGUUUUGAAAAAAGCUAA
Strongylocentrotus purpuratus (purple sea urchin) is the source of this 2805-nucleotide messenger RNA. Its product is annotated as CCR4-NOT transcription complex subunit 11. The coding region runs from base 83 to 1456 and encodes 457 amino acids. The record is from RefSeq and is a predicted model, not a curated record. The transcript is spliced from 11 exons. Lineage: Eukaryota; Metazoa; Echinodermata; Echinoidea; Camarodonta; Strongylocentrotidae. Gene Ontology annotation, biological process: negative regulation of translation; mRNA catabolic process. Gene Ontology annotation, cellular component: CCR4-NOT complex.